UAACUGCCCUGCCUUUAUCUGCUCGCUUACCUGCCUGACCCUCACCUGCCCUGUUCCCUCAAAGUCUCACUUCCCUCCCAGAUGCCCGCUGUCUCUCCAGGGGGCGGGGUUUGGCCUCGCCGGCCGAAGGGAAAAGAACUUCAGUCCAACCCGGAAGGACCCAGGAGUUUUGAUGCAGAAAGGGCGGUGCCAUCAGAAGGUGGCAAUAAAGAGCCGAGACAGGAGACACACCGGAACCAAAGAGACGAGACAGAAUGGGCGGGCGAUAUGGAAAGCGGGGUCAAAGAAGAUGAGGGCGGGUUUAGUAACGGGAGUGGGCUAAAGAGGCUCUGUAAAGACGGUGGGAGACUGAGCCGGCUGCGUGCCCUGCCUCCGGAUCUCAACGGAAUUUGGAAAUCCUGAGACCGCUCUUAAACUAGCGUUCAGGAGCGAACGAGGAGAGCCACCGCUCUGGGAAGCUUCUCGCUCGCCCCAUCCCCACCCCGGGGUCCCGGAAGCGGAAGUAACGGACACGGAAGUGGCUUACUGUUGCCGAGGGGACGGGCCAGGCAGAUGCCAACAUGGCAGCGGUGGGGUCCGGCGGUUCCCCCGCGGCGGCCGGGCCAGGGGUGGUCUCUGCAGGGAUGUUGGAGCCUGGGACCACGACUGCGGGUAACGUGAAGCACCUGGUUCUUUUCCUCCACGAGGCUGUCCUGGUGCAGUAUGUGGACACACUCAAGCUCGCAGUGCCCUCUCUCAUCUACACCUUGCAGAAUAACCUCCAGUAUGUUGCCAUCUCCAACCUGCCAGCUGCCACUUUCCAGGUCACGUACCAGCUGAAGAUCCUGACCACGGCACUGUUCUCCGUGCUUAUGCUGAACCGCAGCCUUUCCCGGCUGCAGUGGGCCUCCCUGCUGCUCCUCUUCACCGGAGUCGCCAUUGUCCAGGCACAGCAAGCCGGCGGUGGGAGCCCGCGGCCUCUGGAUCAGAACCCUGGGGCGGGCCUAGCAGCUGUCGUGGCGUCCUGUCUGUCCUCGGGAUUUGCAGGUGUCUACUUUGAGAAGAUCCUCAAAGGCAGCUCAGGCUCCGUGUGGCUGCGCAACCUGCAGCUGGGCCUCUUCGGCACAGCCCUGGGCCUGGUGGGGCUCUGGUGGGCCGAGGGCACCGCUGUAGCCCACCGCGGCUUCUUUUUCGGGUACACGCCUGCUGUCUGGGGCGUGGUGCUCAACCAGGCCUUCGGCGGGCUACUGGUGGCUGUUGUCGUCAAGUAUGCCGACAAUAUCCUCAAGGGCUUUGCCACCUCCUUGUCCAUUGUGCUGUCCACUGUUGCCUCCAUCCGCCUCUUUGGCUUCCACGUGGACCCUUUGUUUGCCCUUGGUGCAGGGCUGGUCAUCGGUGCCGUCUACCUCUACAGCCUGCCCCGAGGUGCAGCCAAAGCCAUAGCUUCCGCGUCUGCCUCCACCUCUGGGCCCUGCACUCACCAGCAGCCUCCGGGGCAGCCACCGCCACCGCAGCUGUCUUCCCACCGUGGAGACGUCAGCACGGAGCCCUUUCUGCCAAAGUCAGUGCUGGUGAAGUGAGGGCUGGCGGUGGCGGUGGGGGGAGACAGGGAGGGACACUGGGUGGAGGGUGUUGGGCAUCUGCAGGACCCAAGUUGCCACCGGGGCCUGGCUCCCAUGGGGUUGGAAGGGUCUUUUCUUCCAGGUUCUCGAGAAUUCUGGAAGCCUGUGGGACUAGGGCAGGGCAUCACGUGAACCCUUCCUUGUAGCCAGGGGUUUUUAGAGCUGCCUCCUCUGUCUCAGUCUAACCUCUUUGGGGACCGGGUUGGGGGUGUUGUUAUUCAAGGCUUUUUUUGUCUGCCCCCCUCAGCCAGAGGCGUCCUGUGUCUCAUGCCUGGGAGAGUCCCUCCCAGCAAUCCCUCCACCUUUGUAGGGACAAAUUGGACAAAAAUCCUACAACUCCUUAGUAAUGACUGAUGCCUAUGUGUGGGGUUCCGAUUCUGAUAGCUUGAGGCCUUCUCUCCUCCCUGACAACCACACUGGAUCAUAUUAGUAGCUCUUUUUGUGGCCUUGGGGCAGCUUCCCUAACACAGGGACUUGAAAAUGGGCCUCUUGUGAGCACCCAGAGAGAGAGGAAGGGGGGCGACAGCUGAGAUUUUUGCAUCAGCCCAUUCAAGGGGAGGGUGCAGUAGGGGCCAUUUAUUUGCGAUUUGGGGGUUUGUGGUGUAAUCAGAUGAAUGAUCCAGGGUGUGGGAAAAAUGGAGAAGGGAGGUCCUUGAAGUGGCCUAAUCUCAUGGAAUCUAAGACACUGUCAGUUGCUGGAUGCAGGGUUAUUUUCUAAGAUACCCUGAGAGGAAAACUAAAGCUGCCAGCCACACUCAUGAUACCCCACUGGCUGUACGAGGCACCCUUCAUGGGGAGGGGUGUCUUUAAAUUGCUGAAAUGUGGAACCUGCCCCCUGCACUCCCCAAAGCUUAUUGACCCCUUAACUGUCUCCCAGGGUGUAUAUGGGGUGUGUGUGUGUGUGUGUGUGUGUGUGUGUGUGUGUGUGUGCGCGCGCGCACACACACGUGCGCGCACAAUGCCUGGGCUGUCUUUGCUAUAUGUACAUAGGGCCGUUGGAUCUUUAUUUUUGAUUAAUUUGUUCUGAUUUUUUGGUUUGUUUUUUUAAGGAACUGUAAUGAACAAAUGUCAGGAUACCCAAUGCCAAAUAAAGAUAUUGUAUUUAUUUAG
Molecule: messenger RNA, 2711 nt
Organism: Aethalodelphis obliquidens (Pacific white-sided dolphin)
Lineage: Eukaryota; Metazoa; Chordata; Mammalia; Artiodactyla; Delphinidae
Gene: SLC35A2
Product: solute carrier family 35 member A2
Exons: 3
Coding region: 561-1559 (332 amino acids)
Biological process (GO): pyrimidine nucleotide-sugar transmembrane transport
Cellular component (GO): Golgi membrane
Molecular function (GO): pyrimidine nucleotide-sugar transmembrane transporter activity
Source: RefSeq, a predicted model, not a curated record